Molecule: messenger RNA, 465 nt
Organism: Pichia membranifaciens NRRL Y-2026
Lineage: Eukaryota; Fungi; Ascomycota; Pichiomycetes; Pichiales; Pichiaceae
Exons: 1
Coding region: 1-465 (154 amino acids)
Biological process (GO): removal of superoxide radicals
Molecular function (GO): superoxide dismutase activity; copper ion binding
Source: RefSeq, a predicted model, not a curated record
AUGGUUAAAGCAGUUGCAGUUUUGAGAGGCGAUUCCAACGUCAAGGGUGUUGUGUCGUUCGAGCAAUCGUCGGCCUCUGAGCCACUCUCCAUCUCGUGGGAGAUCGAAGGCAACGACGCCAACGCAGAAAGAGGGUUCCACAUCCACCAGUUCGGGGACAACACGAACGGGUGCACGUCUGCAGGCCCACACUUCAACCCGUUCGGCAAGACGCACGGUGCGCCAGAGGACGAGACCAGACACGUUGGCGACUUGGGCAACAUCAAGACCAACGGCAGCGGCGUUGCCAAGGGCACCAAGACGGACAAGUUGGCGACCCUGUUUGGCGAGAACUCGAUCUUGGGCAGAACCGUGGUGGUCCAUGCCGGCCAAGACGACUUGGGGAAGGGCGGACACGCGGACUCGUUGAAGACAGGUAACGCCGGCGGCAGACCAGCGUGCGGUGUCAUCGGCUUCGCCUCGUAG